Bemisia tabaci is the source of this 1906-nucleotide messenger RNA. NCBI's taxonomy places the organism in Eukaryota, Metazoa, Arthropoda, Insecta, Hemiptera, Aleyrodidae. The record is from RefSeq and is a predicted model, not a curated record.
ACUUCACUUCAGUUGACUGAUUCGAAGUUAUCGCAAGGAGAAACGUUAUCAGUUUAUCACCGAAUGUGUUUUUAUUUCCAAUCUCCAAGAAUCAUCUACAGUGAAAUUAAUUUUCUCAAAAGUCUCCCUGUGUCUUUUAAUAUUUCUCUGCAAAUUCGUCAUGCUUCAAUUUAUUAGAGACUUGAACUGUGAUUCAAUAGGCUAGUGCAUCAAUAUCUAGGAACUGGGCUAGGCCAUGGACAUGAACAAUGCCAGUCUCUCCAGCCAAAUUAUGUCAGAUGCUUAGCUCCCUACACUCAUGACUGUCAUUUAUUCUCCUCCUGAUACUUUGUGAGUUCAGUUCGCAGGCAAGCUGAGGCAGCGUGCUCCUUGAGAAGAGUCCUGGAGCUAUGGUCACAAUGAGCUCAGAAAAAGCCGCACGGCGCAAACUGGAACCCAAUCGCGCUAACAUAUCAGCGAGUCAACCUCUGCCCCAAAUUGCGGCUCAUUCUAGUGAUGAAUCACCGAACCAUUUAGUUUACAAGAAGAUGGAACAAAUUAUUGAACGGAUGCAAGAUGAAAACACUGGAGUACCUGUCCGCACAGUCAAAAGUUUCAUGACCAAAAUUCCCUCAGUUUUUAUAGGAGCCGAUCUCAUCUCUUGGAUGCUCAAGAAUUUAGAUGUUCAGGAUCAGGCGGAAGCUCUUCAUUUAGCCCACCUCAUGGCAAUUCAUGGGUACUUAUUCCCCAUCGAUGACCAUAUGCUUACCGUGAAAAAUGACAAUACAUUUUAUCGAUUCCAGACCCCGUACUUCUGGCCAUCAAACUGCUGGAAACCAGAUAAUACGGAAUAUGCUGUUUACUUGUGCAAGCGUACAAUGCAGAAUAAAACGCGCUUGGAGUUAGCUGAUUAUGAGGCUGAAAAUCUUGCUAGUCUUCAAAAAAUCCUAUCCCGAAAAUGGGAAUUCAUCUUUAUGCAAGCAGAAGCUCAAAGUAAAGUUGACAAAAAAAGAGACAAACUAGAAAGAAAGGUCCUAGACAGUCAAGAACGUGCAUUUUGGGAUGUUCAUCGACCCAUGCCUGGAUGUGUAGACACAACAGAGGUUGAUAAACGGAAAGAGUGUCGGAUGACUAGAACUCAGUCUAAAAGUGGAAAAGAAUCAACAACUCCCAUAGUUCACGUUCCUGCCACAAUAAAUGUUCAGAAUAGCAAAACAAUUCAAGAAGCAAAAAAAGAGGUCAUAGGGCUAAAACUCAAGUUAGAUCGGCGGAAUAUCAAGCUUUCUAAAGUUGCAGAAACGUAUAUAAAUUACUUUGAACAAUACAUUGAGUAUGAUCCAUUUUUCACCUCCACGGAAUUUCCAAAUCCGUGGCUCUCUGACACCACUGAAUUGUGGGAUCAGGAAAAGCUAGCGAAAGAAAUAACUAUUCGGCGAGUCAAGAGGUGGGCUUUUAGUCUCCAAGAACUUUUAGCAGAUCCUGUUGGGCGAGAUCAUCUUACAAAAUUUUUGGAAAAAGAAUUUAGCGGAGAAAACCUCAAAUUUUGGGAAGCAGUCCAAGAACUGAAAGCAUUGCCGCAAAAAGAUGUUGAAGGCAAAGUGAAUGAAAUUUGGGCUGAAUUCCUAGCUCCUGAUGCGAAAUGCCCAAUAAAUGUUGAUUCUCAAAGUUAUGAACUGACAAAGAAAAAUAUGCUUACUCCAGAUCGAUGGACGUACGACACUGCAGCGGCACAUGUUUAUCAUCUAAUGAAAAGUGAUAGUUACCCGCGCUACCUACGAUCAGAAAUGUACAAGGACUUCCUCAGUGGUUCGAAGAAAAAAACUUCAGUGAAAGGAAUACAUUCUAUCGUUUCGUUUUCAAGACGCAAGGAUGCCUCUACAUCCUAGUUGGUUUUCAUUGUGGUCAUCAAAUUGUUCUCUCUCCCAAA